Molecule: messenger RNA, 1030 nt
Organism: Chrysoperla carnea
Lineage: Eukaryota; Metazoa; Arthropoda; Insecta; Neuroptera; Chrysopidae
Product: eukaryotic translation initiation factor 4E-1A-like
Exons: 5
Coding region: 219-800 (193 amino acids)
Biological process (GO): translational initiation
Cellular component (GO): eukaryotic translation initiation factor 4F complex; cytoplasm
Molecular function (GO): translation initiation factor activity; RNA 7-methylguanosine cap binding
Source: RefSeq, a predicted model, not a curated record
UAGUAUUUCAAAAUUACCGAAGUGUUGGAAUUCUAAAAAUAUUAUAUCAAAUUUACUAACACAUAAAAUUUCUAACCAAAUUUGUCUUACGUAUUGAUAAUUCUGAAGCUUCUAUUAACAAUUUUAUAAUUUUUUUACUGAAAUUUAAACCUGCAGAUGAAAAUAUAGUGAAAGAAGGUGCUUCCGAAACAAAUAUUAACAACGCUGGUGACGCAAACAUGCCUGUGGGUGCAGAUGCAAUUCCUGAAGGUCCAAAACAUCCGUUAGAACAUACAUGGACAUUAUGGUAUUACGAGAAUGAUCGAAAUAAAGAUUGGGAAGCGAAUCAACGAGAAGUUACUUCAUUUUCAACUGCAGAAGAUUUUUGGAGUAUCUAUACGCAUGUUAAACCAGCAGGAGAACUUCGACAAGGUUGCGAUUAUGCGUUAUUUAAAAAAGGAAUUCGUCCCAUGUGGGAAGAUAAGCAUAAUAAGAAAGGUGGACGUUGGUUAAUAUCAUUGGAAAAGAAGCAACGAGUACAAGAAUUAGACAAAUAUUGGAUAGAAAUUUUACUCUGUUUAAUUGGGGAGGCUUUUGAACAUGCAGAUGAAGUAUGCGGAGCUGUUGUGAACAUUCGAGGAAAAGGAGAUAAAAUAGCUCUUUGGACAGCAGACGCAAGUAAUACUAAGGCUGUAUUAGAAAUUGGAAAAACAUUAAAAGAACGAUUGAAAAUUUCGCCAAAAAUAACAAUUGGCUAUCAAAUUCAUAAAGAUACAAUGGCUAAAUCCGGAUCUGUAACUCGAGUUACUUAUACCAUUUAAUUAAUAUAUGUAUAUAUAUAUAUAUUAUUAAAAAAAUAAUAAUUAUCAUUAAACAAUCAAAUCAUUUGAAAAAUAUAACAGAAUUUAUCGCGCCGACAUACAUGUGUUGAUUUAAAUAGUCCAAGACAUUAUAAUGUUAAAUCUAAUUACAUCUAAUUCAUCACGCAAAUAAUAAUUAAUAAAUUCAUUUCAUACAUUAAAUAGAAAUCAACACAUGAAUAAUAGAAUUU